This is a messenger RNA of Linum tenue, 396 nucleotides long. The record is from the annotation of a GenBank genome assembly. Lineage: Eukaryota; Viridiplantae; Streptophyta; Magnoliopsida; Malpighiales; Linaceae.
CUGGACAGUUAUCUGACAGCUGGCCUCUCCGAGAGAGAUAGAGAUUUAUCAGUGGCGGAGUGGACCACGGAAAAAGGUAAGUGGGACUGGGAACGAAUGAGAAGAGUCCUGCCUGAUAGUGCCUUGACCUUGAUUGCAGGAACAGAUCCACCCAAUCCUGAACUUGGAGAGGACAAGACAAUUUGGGGCCUUGAGAGAGACGGGAGAUUUCGGCUGAAGUCAGCAUACUACCUGGCGGCAGCAGAUGAAGAAGAGGAGGAGACUAACGAAACCAGCUGGAAAAAGGAUUUGGAAAUGGAAAGGACCCAACAGGGUCAGACACUUCUUCUGGAUCGUUUUUCACGAGCGCCUUAUGACGAAUCAGGAGCGCAAAAGAAGGAAGAUCACUGGGAAUGA